CCAUUCUUUCCGUAUAAAAUCCAUCCAUCUGGCCAUUCUUUCUUACAAAGAUGGUAAAAAAAAUAAGAAUAUUGUCGAGGCCAUCUAGUAAGGGGGAUUAGCUCUUUCUAGGAAUUGUUACUUGAUACAUAAUAUGUGUAACUUAUUUGUCACGGAAACCAUCUUUACCACUGCUAAGUUUGGUAGUUGUAUUUUAAAAAUAAGCCAAUCAUCCAAAUAAAUGGUGAUGGAUGCGUAUAAUGUAAUAAAAUAUUAAAUGGGUAGCCGGUUUGUAAUUAAAUUUUUUUAUGAACUAUGUGGACCGAACAGGGAUUACAUGCUCGAAUCAUUAAUCUAGUAACAUAUAUUUCUUUGGCAGUGAUUGCUCUGCCCAUCUUCGGCAUAACUUCUGUUGCUUUAGUCAUUGACAUGUGGAGGAGGAGAAGCAAACAGAAAAACUUCAGACGAAAUGGAGGAGAGCUCUUGAAACACCACAGAGUUCAAAUCUUUACGGAGGCAGAGCUGGCGAAAGCAAUCAACAACUAUGAUGAGAGCAACAAGCUUGGCGAGCACGGUUUCGGUUCUGUCUAUAGAGGAAGAAUAGCCGGGGACACCGUGGUCGCGGUCAAGAAGCCGAAAGAUGUGCACAAGUCUCUGCUACGGAGGGAUUUCCUGCAUGAACUUGAAACUGUGAUGCAGAUAAACCACAAAAAUGUGGUGAAGCUCCAUGGCAUAUGUUUGGAGACUAGGAUACCAUUGCUGGUUUAUGAAUACAUUUUGAAUGGUACCCUCUUCCAACACAUCCAUCCGAAUGCGUCAACCAUCUUAAGAUCUUGGAAAAACCAGCUCAGAAUAGCCGCCGAAGCUGCUCUUGCCCUCAAGUAUAUGCAUUCCUGCGCAGAACCCCCGAUCAUUCACGGUGACAUCAAGUCGGUGAACAUACUUCUGGAUCAAAAUUACUCAGUGAAAGUAUCUGAUUUUGGAACUUCGGUACUUAUAUCACCAGAGAAUAGUCAUAUCGUGUCCUUUGAAAUACAAGGCACGUUGGGCUACAUCGAUCCGGAAUAUUUAACCACCGGUAGGCUGACAAUUAAAAGUGAUGUAUACAGCUUUGGAGCUGUCCUCAUGGAGUUGCUCACGAGAAAGAAGCCCGCAAGUUUUAUUCUUAAGUCUGGAGAGUCAAUCAAUAUCAUUCAUUAUUUCAUCUCUUGCGUGAAGGAUGAGAAACUCUCCAAUGUCAUAAACUUCGAGGCUGCCAGUGAAGACGAAAUGGAGAGAGUAGGAAUGGUUGUUGAGAUUGCAGUGAAGUGCUUGGACCAAAGUGGUGCGAGGAGGCCGACAAUGCAGGAAGUGGCUGAGCAACUCGCCAGGAUUGACUGCAAGCUCGACAUCGCGACGGUUGAAGAAGACAAUGAGGAGACCAAACGCGAAGUGGAUGAAGAAAACCUCCCCUCCCAUUCGAUAACAGUUACUUGCGAGACAAGCCAACAUGGGACAACGUCAGGCUCUCUUUUCUGAUCUGGGAAUGGUAUCAGCAGGUUCAACCAUCUGAUAUUUUAUUACUAUAGUA
Molecule: messenger RNA, 1549 nt
Organism: Rhodamnia argentea
Lineage: Eukaryota; Viridiplantae; Streptophyta; Magnoliopsida; Myrtales; Myrtaceae
Product: wall-associated receptor kinase-like 1
Biological process (GO): protein phosphorylation; cell surface receptor signaling pathway
Cellular component (GO): plasma membrane
Molecular function (GO): protein serine/threonine kinase activity; ATP binding
Source: RefSeq, a predicted model, not a curated record